AUGGGUCAUGGUGUUGGCGGCCUAGGACGCAAACACGGCUCGAUCCUCAACACUGCGGCGCUGUGUAAACCGUCAGAGGGCCUCACGCGCCGGCGGAUGUUACGAUUGGGCUGUACAAGGGGGCGGGCACGGGACGCACACGGCUUGAUUCUCAAUACGGCGGUAUUGAAUAAACCGUCAGAGGCAGAGGCGUCAGAGAGCCUCACGCGCCGGCAGAUGUUAUCAUUGGGCUCUAGAAGGGGCAGAGUUGGUGGCCUAGGAUGCGUACACGGCUCAAUCCUCGACACGGCGGCACCAUGCAAACCGUCAGACAGACGCACUGGAAUUUGCGUUUCUGAUAGUUGGGUUGCGAAAGGGGUGUUGGGUCCCGCCGCUACAAGACGUUACGGCCGGGCUGUAGAAGUGGCGGGCUUGGACAUUCAGUGGUCUAGGACGCACACGGCGAUGGGGUGGGUACAGGAGAGUUGGUGGCCUACUAGCAUGCGUACACGGCUGUAG
This is a messenger RNA of Psilocybe cubensis, 498 nucleotides long. RefSeq lists its product as uncharacterized. The transcript is spliced from 6 exons. The coding region runs from base 1 to 498 and encodes 165 amino acids. Lineage: Eukaryota; Fungi; Basidiomycota; Agaricomycetes; Agaricales; Agrocybaceae. The record is from RefSeq and is a predicted model, not a curated record.